AUGAAAUCGGAAUUCCAAUACCACGAGGAUUACAUAAGAAAUUCAAGAGGUGUUGAGUUGUUCGCUUGUAGAUGGAUUCCAUCAUCUUCUUCUCCCAAAGCUUUGGUUUUCCUCUGCCAUGGUUACGGAAUGGAGUGUAGCGACUCCAUGAGAGAAUGCGGAAUCAGGCUGGCUUCAGCAGGAUACGCGGUUUUUGGAAUGGACUAUGAAGGGCAUGGUCGGUCCAUGGGAACUCGUUGCUAUAUCAAAAAGUUUGGGAACGUUGUCAACGAUUGCUACGAGUAUUACACCUCUAUUUGUGCACAAGAGGAGUACAUGGAGAAAGGAAGAUUCUUGUAUGGAGAAUCUAUGGGAGGUGCAGUCACUUUAUUGCUUCACAAAAAAGAUCCAUCCUUUUGGAACGGCGCCGUUCUUGUCGCUCCAAUGUGUAAGAUAUCUGAGAAGGUGAAACCACAUCCGGUGGUGAUUAGUAUGUUAACUCAAGUCGAAGAGAUCAUACCGAAAUGGAAAAUAGUUCCAACAAAGAAUGUCAUCAACGCUGCUUUCAAGGAUCUUGCCAAGCGAGAAGAGGUAAAAAACAACAAGCUGAUUUAUCAAGACAAGCCUAGGCUCAAAACCGCACUUGAAAUGCUCAGGACAAGCAUGAACCUCGAAGACACUCUCCACGAGAUAACAAUGCCGUUCUUUGUACUACACGGAGAAGCAGAUACAGUGACAGAUCCAGAGAUAAGCAAAGCGUUGUACGAGAAAGCAAGUACAAGGGACAAGACUCUCAAGCUUUAUCCUGGGAUGUGGCACGCUCUGACGUCAGGCGAGCCCGACUUUAACGUUGACCUUGUUUUCGCUGACAUCAUCACUUGGCUCGACCUUCGAACCGCAGACACGGCCUCUCUCUCUGUCACUCCUAUACGAGUUGCUACUAACAGUAGGGCUAGUGUCCAGAGGGCUAUUGUUGACGGCGUUUGUAACGGUCAAAGGAGACCUAAACGUUCCUAUUUCGGUCUCCUCUGUGGUUUGAACGGUGGCCGUUUGGUUCCUCGAUCAUCUGCUAUGCUCAACGAAAACGAAUCCGGUGAACGGUUAUCGAGACAAGCAAACAUGAGUAGGCCAAUGGAAGAAGAUAACAACCAGGGAAAGACAGAGGAGGAGGAAUUCAACACGGGGCCACUCUCUGUUCUGAUGAUGAGCGUCAAGAAUAACACUCAGGUGUUGAUCAACUGCAGGAACAACAGGAAACUACUUGGGCGAGUGAGGGCGUUUGACAGACACUGCAACAUGGUUCUUGAAAAUGUCAGAGAGAUGUGGACCGAGGUUCCGAAAACUGGAAAAGGAAAGAAGAAGGCACUUCCUGUCAACAGAGAUCGCUUCAUCAGCAAGAUGUUUCUACGUGGAGACUCUGUCAUUAUCGUCCUCAGGAAUCCCAAGUGA
This is a messenger RNA of Microthlaspi erraticum, 1428 nucleotides long. The record is from the annotation of a GenBank genome assembly. NCBI's taxonomy places the organism in Eukaryota, Viridiplantae, Streptophyta, Magnoliopsida, Brassicales, Brassicaceae.